Molecule: messenger RNA, 518 nt
Organism: Scleropages formosus (Asian bonytongue)
Lineage: Eukaryota; Metazoa; Chordata; Actinopteri; Osteoglossiformes; Osteoglossidae
Product: CD209 antigen-like protein D
Exons: 4
Source: RefSeq, a predicted model, not a curated record
UGCAGGAACUGUUCUGCCUCAAAAGAGCAACUGGAGAAGCAAGUCUGUCCAGAACGGUGGAACAGCUUCAAGUUCAGCUGUUACUACAUUUCUAAUGAGGAGAAGAACUGGGACACCAGCCGGCAGUACUGUACAGACAGAGGAGCAGAUCUGGUGAUCAUUAACAGCAAAGAGGAGCAGGCCUUCAUUGACCGCUUUAAUGGUCGUUUCUGGAUUGGACUGAGUGACAAAGUGAGAGAAGGAACCUGGAAAUGGGUGGAUGGUACAAUAAUGCCACAGUACGAAGGAAACUGGAGGUCUGGAGAGCCUAACAACUAUGAACGAGAUGAAGACUGCGUAGAAACCAGAAUAAUGGAUCCUGAACCCAAUAAGAGAUGGAACGACCUGCCCUGUGACAAUGUUCUGCGAUGGGUCUGUGAAAAACAGGCCAGUAGCUAAUGGAUUACAUUCACACGUACAUUUUUUCUUGCUCUCAUUGUUAUUAAUAUACUUCUGAUUAAAACAUAGUAAUUCAUUUC